CUUUGCUGCAGUUUCAGAAAUGACCAGUAGGUGGCAGCGGAGAGUUUGUGGAAAAUACUAACGCUGAAGAAGAAGAAUUAGGAAGUGACAAGCGUGGGCUUAUAUUUACAGACUGACUUUUAUCAUUCACAGUACGAUGUUUGCAGACCUGAACAGCAUUCUCAACACCAGCCCUGAUGACGUCAGACAGAGGGAAUUUAUCCUGCUGUCUGACAGGAAGGCAGAUGCAUCCUUCCUCAUCCAUCACUUCCUCAGCUUUUACCUGAAGGCUGGCUGUAAAGUGUGUUUUGUGGGUCUGGUGCAGUCGUUUAGUCACUACAGCGCCGUGGCUCAGAGGCUGGGAGUAAACCUGGUGCAGGCGAGACAGAAAGGUCAGCUGGUUUUUGUUGAGGCUCUGAAGGCUUCGGCUGCGGUGAUGUUUAGUGAGAGCACUGAUGAUGCAGCACAGAUGUUUGAUUAUCUCAGGUCCCCAGUCCCAGAGCUCAGAGCUCUGUUUGAGAGUGUGUGUGCGUCUCUGAUUCAGGCGGAGGCAGACUCGAGCGCCCCCCCGGUGCUGAUCGUGGAUGAUGUGAGUGUGUUGUUGAGUUUGGGCGUCAGCGUCCGAGCCGUCCUGGACUUCACACAUUACUGUCAGGCCAACAUCUGCUCCCGGCUCCAGGGUUGUGUUGUAACUCUGGUGCGAUGUGACGAUGAUGAUGAAGAUGAAGAUGAGGAUGAUGAUGAGAGCUCCAAUCGUCUCCUUCGGGCUCUGAGUCAUCAGUGUACUCUGUCCCUGCGUGUGGAGGGGCUUCAGACCGGUUACUGCAGGGACAUCCACGGCCAGGUGGAGAUUUGGUGGAGAGGAACAGGAGAGGACGUCCAGAGUCAGAGGAGGCUCUUUCAGUACAAAGUUUACGACAAAAGUGUGUCCUUCUUCGCCCCGGGAACCUCGAGCGCCGUUCUCUAACAGCGCACAGUGAUGGACUGAUGAUGAUUUAGGAUUCGGACUCUGAUUCCUCUCGAACAAAAACUGUUCUUAUAAACAUAUGUGUUCCUGCACAUUUGGACGCUGUGUGUGCUGCGCCUCAUCGUGGUGUUCAUGACUGAUUAAAUUAAAGAUUAAAAGAUUUUU
Silurus meridionalis is the source of this 1111-nucleotide messenger RNA. RefSeq names its product elongator acetyltransferase complex subunit 6 (gene elp6). The transcript is spliced from 8 exons. Gene Ontology annotation, biological process: tRNA wobble uridine modification. Lineage: Eukaryota; Metazoa; Chordata; Actinopteri; Siluriformes; Siluridae. Gene Ontology annotation, cellular component: elongator holoenzyme complex. The coding region runs from base 137 to 946 and encodes 269 amino acids. The record is from RefSeq and is a predicted model, not a curated record.